Melanotaenia boesemani (Boeseman's rainbowfish) is the source of this 2731-nucleotide messenger RNA. RefSeq names its product neurocalcin delta b (gene ncaldb). Gene Ontology annotation, cellular component: cytosol. Gene Ontology annotation, molecular function: calcium ion binding; tubulin binding; actin binding. Bases 250 to 828 code for a protein of 192 amino acids. The record is from RefSeq and is a predicted model, not a curated record. Lineage: Eukaryota; Metazoa; Chordata; Actinopteri; Atheriniformes; Melanotaeniidae. The transcript has 4 exons. Gene Ontology annotation, biological process: calcium-mediated signaling.
CGGAGUCUGAACAGCGGCUCAGGAACUGCUUGCUGGAGUUUGGACUGCGAGCAGCCGGGAACUGAGCUCUUGUGUGCCUCCUGCUAUAUCACGUUAGUUUCUCUGAAACUUUCACCGUCCUCCCCCUUUGACACGAAGUAAUGGACUAUUAAGGAGACUUUUAACAAUUCCUCAGCAACAACUUAAAAGCGAGCAGUCUGACGCACCGCUGUCCUCACAUCAGCCACAUCCUCAACAUAAACAGCCAACAUGGGCAAGCAGAACAGCAAGCUCCGUCCCGACGUCAUGCAGGACCUGGUGGAGAACACGGACUUCACCGAGCACGAGAUCACCGAGUGGUACAAGGGCUUCUUGCGAGACUGCCCCAGCGGCGCUCUUUCCAUGGAGGAGUUCAAGAAGAUCUACGCCAACUUCUUUCCCUAUGGUGAUGCCUCCAAGUUCGCUGAACACGUGUUCCGCACAUUUGACGCCAAUGGAGACGGGACUAUAGACUUCAGGGAGUUCAUCAUUGCCCUCAGCGUCACCUCACGUGGCCGGCUGGACCAGAAGCUGAAGUGGGCAUUCAGUAUGUACGACCUGGAUGGGAAUGGAUACAUUAGCAAGGCAGAGAUGUUGGAGAUUGUAACGGCUAUUUACAAAAUGGUUUCUUCUGUGAUGAAGAUGCCUGAGGACGAGUCCACACCUGAAAAACGCACAGAUAAGAUCUUCAGGCAGAUGGACACAAAUAGAGAUGGUAAACUGUCCCUGGAGGAGUUUGUGGAAGGAGCAAAGAACGACCCCUCCAUUGUACGACUGCUGCAGUGUGAUCCCAGCAGUGCUGGGCAGUAGGAAACUGGACUCUUCCCACUGAUAAAUUAACACAUUUUCAAAAUCUCCCCCAUCUGACCCACCUGAGAUGUUUUUUUUUAAUUAUUAAUUCUCUAACUUGACCCUUAGAGGCACAUGAACACAGACCUUCAGCUGUACAUAUGACAAAUAGUGAAGCCUGGUGCAAAUUUAAUCAUGCAAGCAUGCAAAUGUUCAAUUUUUUCAUGCGCCUCUAUGCCUGGUCAAAGGUUCCACACAAACAUGGGUCUCACAUGUGUUAAAAAAAAUGAGACUCAAAAGGACUGAAUCCCGUUAAAAUCAAAGCUGUUCCUGCUCUGUUUGAGAGGACGGCCAGCGAGGAUAAUCCAGACGAAUCCAAGUUCGCUGUUUUUAUUUCUUUUAUUUGUAAAAAAAAAAAGCAUAAUUCCUGGUUCAAAGAGAAUCGUGCUUAUUUUAUCUUUGUGACUGACUUGGGUUGUUCAGUGAUGAUGGACAGAUCUUUACAAAGUAUUGCAAUGUAACUUGUCAACACUGGAAGAAAUGAAGUAUGUGAGUCUGGGGCUACAAGUGUUCUCGGUCUACGGUGUGAUUCAGAGAUUUAUUCAGAAAGAAGAACGGCGAAUUGUAGUUUUUAACCAGUAUAUAAUUUUUUAUGUAUAUUUUUGGAAGAAUGUUACAGACGAACCACAACUGACUAAAUGAAGGGGAAUCAUGCUGACUAGACUAAAACCACUUUUUAAAGUGACUUUUUAUGCCAAGUUCUGUAUGUGUAUGUACAUGUAUACAUACACAUCCCACAAGUACACACAUUCACACAUAUUUAAAUACAUGAACUUGACAGGCAUGUAAACUGAGCUGUGAUUUUCUUUCAUCACCUAUGGUUUAACAAGUGUAUAAGAAAAAAUAGAUGUUAUAUGAAAAUAUAGUAUGUGCUUAUAUAUUCUUUUACUAUGUGACAACAUUGUGGUGAUUUACUGCAUUGUAAGAGAUUCACUUUAAAACUGACAAAUUAUUGGAAUGUGAUGACAAACAUUUGAAUUUCUUUUACUUGAUAAGUAUAAAAGAAAGUUGUACAGUAUAUUCACUCAUAUUUAUGCUAAACAUGUUUUUAAAGAAAAGGAGAGGACCACGCAUUGCUAUGCAUUUGGAUUAGAAAAUAAUUUGCUACAUUUAGCUGAUGAGGCUUUCUCCCCCCUUUUUUUUUUGCAUAAGAAAUGUCAAUACAUUUGAGUUGCUCCUGAUCUCUUCCAGUAAAUAUUUUGAAGGAAAUUGCAAACAUUCAGUUAGAGAUUGCAAGUGCAAGAACAAUCUAAAAAGGUUCGGGAAGAUGUGGAAUAAUGUUUCUUCAAUGUGCAACUUUUUUUCUUUCAUCCGAGUUAAUGCUACUGGAAUGGUUAACAGGUUUUUUGAGAAUAUGAUACACAGUAAGAGAUGCUUAACUGACUGAAUAAUGAACUGCUGUUCAUUGUGAAUAAAAAUUACAGGCCUCACUGUAAAUUCCAGAAAGUUCUUCACUGCUUCCAUCCUGGAUCUUUUACAAAUGUCUGGUCAUGCUAGUCUGAGAAGAUCAUGAGAUGCCGUAGUUUUCACAUCUGAUUAAAUGUAACUUUUGGGUGAAAAAUGGGAAAUAAUAAUGAUAAUAUAUAGUUGUGAUGAAUUCUCUGGGCUUCUGCACGUCAGUGAGGCGAUCAGGUACUUCGACCCUUAUUUCAUUUCAAUAGCAUCUUGUGGUCAAGUGCCAAAUAUAGAUAAAUGAAAGAAAAACAGUAUUGUAGCCAUUUAUACUGUACAGUUGUAACCUGUCGAACAAAAAAAAAAAAAAAAUUUGUCACUAUCAUUUUGUAGAUUUUGUAUUAACUUGCAUUAUGUGUUCUGUGUAGUAUGUCCAUUUUGUUAUUAAAAUAAAGACAGAAUGGGAAAAUGA